This is a messenger RNA of Penicillium arizonense, 1974 nucleotides long. RefSeq names its product putative C6 transcription factor (Leu3). Lineage: Eukaryota; Fungi; Ascomycota; Eurotiomycetes; Eurotiales; Aspergillaceae. Gene Ontology annotation, biological process: regulation of DNA-templated transcription. The transcript has 6 exons. The record is from RefSeq and is a predicted model, not a curated record. Gene Ontology annotation, molecular function: transcription cis-regulatory region binding; DNA-binding transcription factor activity, RNA polymerase II-specific; zinc ion binding. Gene Ontology annotation, cellular component: nucleus. The coding region runs from base 1 to 1974 and encodes 657 amino acids.
AUGUUCUUCGUUUGGAACAAAGCUGAAAUGGGGAGAGUUAGACACCUUCCCAAGAAGGGAAAGAAAGCAUGCGACGAGUGCCGCCAGCAAAAGGCCAAAUGUGAUGUCUAUUUGGACCCGGAUCAGCCUUGUUACCGGUGCCGGAAACUCAAGAUUGCGUGCAUCGUAUCUGAUGGCUUCACGAGGGAGCACAAGCGUCAGCGCCUCGAGGGCCUGGAACGGGAGAGAGAGCAGUUGCGCCAACAACUGGAAGAUGCUCAACAGGCGAAUCCUCACUUUACACCCAUCGCCUUGCUGACGGCCGCGGCAGAGAUGGGAGUACCGAUUGAACCAAAACAAAAUGAUUCCUCCGUGGGUUGGCAGGAUCCACCGGCGCCCUAUCCGCAACGGCAUAAUGCACCGGUGAAUUCGUUAUCGAGCCCGAUAUUGGAAGGGCUUGAUGCCACAAUGUCUCGGACUUUGAAGGGCAUCACAGUGACUGGAAAGGAGAUUGAUGACCUUUAUCAACUGUUCUUCCAACAUUUUGCCCCGUUUUUGCCCAUCCUUGACCCCCAAACCAGGCCGAAUGCCUAUUACGCACAGUCGUCGUUCCUUUUCUGGGCCGUUAUCGGUGUCAGCAGUAGGUCCUACCCCCAGAAUCCAACACUGCAAACAGCGCUGGCCCAGCACGUCACCGAAAUGGCGUUCAUGUCAGUCCUAUCGACAUGUGCGCCGUGGCAUACAAUUCAGGGCAUGCUGCUCCUGUUGACAUGGCCGUUUCCCAAGGAGAAUCGCCCAGAUGUUACCUUCCCUUUGAGUGGGAUGCUGUUGCAUGUAGCGAUGCAGAAUGGCUUUCAUAUCCCAAUGUCCAGCCAUGAAUUUUCUAGGAUAAGUAUUCCGGCACCCUCGGAAUUGGAUAUGGUCCGACGCUCAGAGCUCUGGGCACAUUGUGUUCUUGUGUACCAACGGUCCUGUGUGAUCAAAGGUCAAUCUCCGCGGAACUUGGUCAACUUAGCCCAGGAUCCUACCCAACGUCAAGUACUGUUCGAUAAGAUUGCCCCAGGUCUUGCUUUGAAACUUCGAUGUCAGGAGCUUGUGACGAAAUGCAGCGAGGCAGUAUUGGAAAAUGGAGUCCGUGCUAUGACCCUUGACCAAGAGCGGUCUUUGGACAUCUUGCUUCGAAGCUACGAGAGCCAAGUAGAUGAACUGGAAUUGCAGACAGUGGCUGACGAUGAAACGUUUCACCUGCUUCUGUGCCGGAUGGCAAUCCAGAGUUUCCAUUUCUACAAGAGCCAAACGACCGUCUCCAGUGGAUGUCUUCCUCGCCUUAUUGUUACCGCUUGCAGUCUGAUAGACUACGUGCAGGCCCUGUGGGACCAAAUGGGGUUCCUUUCCAUGGCACCAGUUCAAAUCGGCUUUGGUGUGCUCCUUGCUUCAAUCUCGCUGCUUCGAAUACUCAAAAGCAACAUCGCCUGCAGUGUACUCGAGACCAGUCGUGCACGAACCUCCUUCUUUGCAACUAUCAAUCUGGCUAAACAAAUGUCAACAGACAGGACAGAUACAGCGGCGAAGACUAUCACCGUUGUGAAUCAGCUAUGGAAUAGUAGCAAGGCAUUCCGCAAAGCCGACGGUUCGGAAUACACCGCGCUUCGCAUCCGCAGCCGUUUGAUCCUUAGCCAGAUUCUAGAUGCUGUCUGGUGGUGGCGAGAUGAAUUCGAUCCUGGGGCUCGGGCCAAAGUGCGAGGCACAGACUCAUUUGAUGGUUGUUCUUCCCGAAAUUACGCGUGGCCUGCGGAUACAAGCCGCCCUGCCACGGUAUCUGAUCCUAAUCGUGAGCCUUUUGGAACUACAAUCCAGAAUUUGAGUGCCCCACAGGAGCAGUUCCAGAUGGAUGAAGACUUCUUUGCACACUUCGAGUGGGCACUCAGUGAUGAUGCGCUGUUAUCUCUGGAUAGCUGUUCGACUGAUUGGUCCAUGACCAACCAUCUGCCGUGA